AUGGUGGUUGUAAUAGUUGUAGCAGUGGUGAUGACGGCGGUGAAUGUGGUGGUUGCUUGGAGGGUGGUGGUAACAUCAGUGAUGGUAGUUGUGAUGGUUGUAGCAGCGAUGGUGAUGGUGACAGUGAAUGUGGUGGCUGCCGGGCACGAAGGCUUUGGCUUUUGCGAUAGUGGUGACAGGGGGGAGGUGAUGGCUGCGAUGGUUGUGAUAUUUGUGGUGGCAGCAGCGAUGACAGUGGCAAUGGUUGUGGUAAAUACUGCAGGGGUAGCAACAGCAGUUGUAGUGAUGGUGGCGAUAGUUGUGGCGGCGGCAAUAGGGGUGGUUGUGGCAGCGGUGGUGGCAACGAGAGUAGUGAGUGAAAUAUGA
Neltuma alba is the source of this 366-nucleotide messenger RNA. RefSeq lists its product as uncharacterized. The transcript has a single exon. NCBI's taxonomy places the organism in Eukaryota, Viridiplantae, Streptophyta, Magnoliopsida, Fabales, Fabaceae. The coding region runs from base 1 to 366 and encodes 121 amino acids. The record is from RefSeq and is a predicted model, not a curated record.